UUAAGAGCAAAAACAGCCAGCUGAAACAGUUACUGUCUUAAAUUUCCAUAUUUGUCUUAAAUCAUCUGGUAACCAUGCCAAGGUUGGAUCCUUUUGCAUAUUGUCCAUUAGCGUGCGAAAUGUCAAGACUUUAACUUUAUAUUCCAAAGGUCGACAUACAGAACCACUCCAACAUUUUGGUCCCAGAUCAUUGUGUGAAUGUUCCGAAUGGCAAACGGCAUUAAGUAAAUAUCUGGGAAAAUGUUGCUGGCCUAAAUCCACUAAAUCAUUCUAAAAGAGAUUUUGAACGACUUUUAAUACAAUACAAUUGCAAGAAUUGGAAAGAGCUUUUCAACGUACUCACUAUCCCGAUGUAUUUUUCCGUGAGGAAUUGGCUGUGCGCAUAGAUUUAACUGAGGCUCGAGUUCAAGUAUGGUUUCAAAAUCGUCGUGCUAAAUGGCGUAAACAAGAAAAAGUUGGUCUGAAAGAUGGGGACGAUAUACAAUCCUAUGAUGGUAGUGUGAUGGCACAUCUGGAUCAACCUUUAGGUACAACAUUGUUACCUGAUACUCCACCACAAUCAUCGAAUUCUUUAGACAAUGAAAGUAAAACACCCUUCAGUCAUGACAAUGGCAGUGGUGGAGAAAGAGCAGAUGAAUGUAUUGUAGGAGAUGGUGGGGGGGUUACAACACCUUCACGCAUGUCCCCUAAUAUUUUUCUUAAUCUAAAUAUCGAUCAUAUGGGUCUAGAACGCGGUGGCAGUUUGUCAAUGGAAUGGUCAACAUAUCCUCCAUCUACACUGGCCAAUAAUAGUUUGGUCUCAAUGCCUUCGACAUCAACUAAAUCACCAACACUUUCAUUUCAAUCGCUACCACCUACCUCUUCAUCAUCAAUGAUGAAAACUCAAGACAAUCUAAUUCUACAACAGCACCAACAUCUUCAUCAUCAUCCUCAGCAGCAGCAACAACAUUGCGAUAACAGCCAUGCACAGAGUCUGAUCAGUGAUAAUUGCUUCAAUGGCUCAUUGGAUUUAAUAGAUAACAACACCUCCAACUCAACAUAUGAUGAAAUGAAAUUCUUAAAUGUUGAUCAGUACACCAUUGAACAACUAAAGGCCGAGUGUAUUUUAAAUAUGGAUCAAGCAUUAUCUCUGGACGAUCCGGACAAGUCUCAACAAAUGAAUUUACAAAAUUCCCUAACACAAACGCUGUCAUUUGAAAAUUUACAACAGCCAUUAAAUCAAGUCUCCUCCCACAGUCAUCAUUCCCUGUUUCAGCAGGAUCAAACCCAGGAAAGUGAUCAAUUUAUGCUGUCAAACAAUUGUCAUCACCAACAUCAUCCAAACAUGAAUACAUCUCACAUACAACUGCAAAAUAUGCAACAAUUAAAUAACGAUUCACUACACCAGCAUCUACACUCGUUAAGUAUGGAUUUGCCUGUGUUCGGUUUGACGGGCAUGGGUUCAAAAUCACCACCUCUGCUGGUGCUAGAUAAACCGUUGUCAUUAAACAUCGGUGUGGAUGGUAUUAGUGAUUUGGUAGAUGACAAAUAUUAAGUUAAAAACUGUUAAGCAAUUAUUGUAUUGUGUGUAUGUAUUUGUUUUAAGUUACAAAUAUUCUAAUAUAUCUACUCCAUUUUCAAUUGCAAUGAACUUUAGAAAUUCAAAACUAUUUCAAUCGGUUUUUUUUUUAGCUUUCUCUGAUUCUGUUAAUAACCAAAAACAAGUUAAUCUGACCUUACACACAUUUCAUUCUG
Molecule: messenger RNA, 1734 nt
Organism: Calliphora vicina (urban bluebottle blowfly)
Lineage: Eukaryota; Metazoa; Arthropoda; Insecta; Diptera; Calliphoridae
Product: PH domain-containing protein DDB_G0275795-like
Exons: 3
Coding region: 503-1534 (343 amino acids)
Source: RefSeq, a predicted model, not a curated record